Neocloeon triangulifer is the source of this 532-nucleotide messenger RNA. RefSeq lists its product as uncharacterized. The coding region runs from base 1 to 498 and encodes 165 amino acids. The record is from RefSeq and is a predicted model, not a curated record. The transcript has 5 exons. NCBI's taxonomy places the organism in Eukaryota, Metazoa, Arthropoda, Insecta, Ephemeroptera, Baetidae.
AUGGUUUUGUAUGCAAAACUGUGGAUCACUCAAUCUCGAGACUCGCCACUUCUACGAAGGUUAUCCAGCGAGCAGAACGCCCCGCCACCCCGCUGGCCGGACGUCCCUCCUCGCCGCUACCCUGGUCUCGCAGAGCCUAGCCAGAGGACGCAGAGCUGCCCAGGUCCUGACCACCCCAGUUGGGCGGACACAUCUACCAGCCGGCGACCUCGACCAGGCAGCACCUCCGGACCACCCAGACCCCAGCUGACCCACGAGACACACUCCCCAAGUCCUGCCUGCGGAGUCGACAGGUUCCUCGUCUGGCGACCACUGACCAACCUGAGAGUGGCCCUUCACCCCAGCGAGAGGCCGAGCCUUCCCUGUGACCGACGCCAGCCCUCUUUGGGGAACCUGUCCACCACCUGCAGCUGCCCACCUCACCUGUCGUCCGUGCCGCCACCUCAAGACGUCACCCCUUCUUUUGCCCCACCUUCUAUCUGUGUUCAUCCCAUUUAAAUUAAAACACAUUAUCCAAAGUUAGAGUUGUAUA